AUUAACUAACCUUCUCUACGUCUACAACUUACUGGUCUACUUCUCCCUUCUUACUUCUUGGCUGUGGUACAACACUGGUGCUGUGCAUACUGCAGCUUACGUUGAGUAACGUCCCGAAAAUCUUACUUGUUCUAUCUUCUAUAUACGAAUUAACGGCAUUCGCCUUGGCACAAAUAGAACGAAUUUCGAAGACUUCACAAUUUCAUUUGGAUUUUGUUUGUUUAAAUCAAGGCUUCUCGUUGGAACAAUAUUAAUCAACUAGGUGCAAAGAUGCAUAAUAAGGAUCUGAUCAAAUCCAGUUGGGCAGAUGAGGUUGAAGAUCAUUUGGAGAAAACAACAUUGCCACAAGCAAAAGUCGAUACACACGGAAAUACCAAAAUUAUUACUGAAUAUCGUUGGAACAAGGAUGACAAAAAAGAAAAGGUAGUUCGUACAUAUAAAAUUGAAAAACGACUGGUGUCCAAAACUAUAGCUGAGCGCAAGACAUGGGCUAAAUUCGGAGAUUCACGCAAUGAUAAACCAGGACCAAAUACUUCGACCACGAUUCCGGCUGAAGAAAUACAGAUGCAAUUCUUGUCCGGUAAGGAUGGCGACAAAGUCGAAGAAAACCCAUUAGACAAAUUAAAGAAUGUAAACAUGAACAUUAAAUGCCGAAAUUGUGGCGGAGAGCAUUGGUCGUUUUCAUGUCAUCUCAAGGGUACCGGUUUGGUGAUUGAAGAUAAAAAAUUGGUUCAAGAAAAGGUACCAGAGCCUGAAAAAAAUACCAGUACCAACAGACCAUAUAUUCCCCCGUCAGCAAGAGAAGGAGCCACAAAUACGGCUGGUAAACGAGAUCCAUACUCACGUGGUUAUGACGAAGUACCUGCUAUCCGUAUAGAAAAUCUUUCUGAAAGUACAUCUGAAGCUGAUUUAAGUGAAUUAGUGAACAAAUUUGGUCAAGUUGCUCGAAUUUUCUUGGCGUCUAAUAAGGUCACCGGUGCUUGUAAAGGAUAUGCAUUUGUUAAUUUCAAAUCCAAAAUGGAUGCCGAACGAGCAAUUAAAGGAUUACACGGAUAUGGAUAUGACCAUUUAAUAUUAAAUGUUGGUUGGUCGACAAACAAUUAUAGUAAGAGUACUUACUAACUGGAUGGAAAUUUACUGGAAAUAACAAUAUUCUAAGGAUAUAUUAUUUUAUACAUAUUUUUCAGUCAAUAUUAGUUAAAAUAUAAAUAUAUAAUGCACAAUAACUUUUAUAUUAUUAUAAUAUUAUUUAAAUGUAAAUUUGUAUUAUUUUUUUUUCCAUGCUUUUCAUUUUAUAGAAAAUGUAUGAUUAGGUUACAAUAACAAAACAAUAGACUCUUACAAUAAUCUUACUUUUUUUAUUUAAAAAUAAUGCUGUGGAAAUGUAUAUUUUUUUUUCUUUCGAUUCGGCUCAAAGUGUUUAACCUAAAAUAUUGAUUAAAAUUUGAAAACGUCUCAUAUAUUCAUACAGUUAAAUUCUAGAUUUUUGUAUGAAGAGUUGAUUAAUUUAAUCGUUUUUAUGCAUAUUAUGCUUUUAAGUACUAAGCACAUUUAGGCAUCCAGCAGAGGUUUAACCUAUUUUUGUAGUUUAUAAUUAUUUCAAGUGGACAUAACUAUUGAUAAUACUGAUGUGCAUUUGCUACCAGAAACCCCGCUGAAUAUUGCAGCAUUUUACUGGUAUGAAGCCUGGUCUUUGUAUACACAUAAGAAAAUGAACAUCAUUUUUGUAGAGCCAAUACACUCAAUCUUUAGAUCUUAAAUAUAAAUUCUAUGCAAAACAAUCGAGCACUAGUUAUUUUACAUUUUUACGUCAGUAAUGUACUUAUUACAAGGUUAGUGGUAUGAAAUUAUCAAUAUUUUAGAUUUUUAUUUUUUUUUCUUAUAUGUAUAAGUUUUGCUAAAAAAUAUAAAAUUUCAUAGGUAUC
Metopolophium dirhodum (rose-grain aphid) is the source of this 1925-nucleotide messenger RNA. RefSeq names its product eukaryotic translation initiation factor 3 subunit G-like. The transcript has 3 exons. Lineage: Eukaryota; Metazoa; Arthropoda; Insecta; Hemiptera; Aphididae. Gene Ontology annotation, molecular function: RNA binding; translation initiation factor activity. Gene Ontology annotation, cellular component: eukaryotic translation initiation factor 3 complex; cytoplasm. Bases 271 to 1122 code for a protein of 283 amino acids. The record is from RefSeq and is a predicted model, not a curated record.